This is a messenger RNA of Plenodomus lingam JN3, 2379 nucleotides long. RefSeq lists its product as uncharacterized. NCBI's taxonomy places the organism in Eukaryota, Fungi, Ascomycota, Dothideomycetes, Pleosporales, Leptosphaeriaceae. The record is from RefSeq and is a predicted model, not a curated record. Gene Ontology annotation, cellular component: TRAPPIII protein complex.
AUGCCGCCGCCGCCCUACGAUGUUACGCCGCCGAAACUGCCCACGUACCCAGCCAAUAUGGAGGCGUCCAUGGUAAUGCCCAAGCUGCGCGGGCCGCCGGCCACCUCCUCUUCGCUCGCCUCUCUGCCCUAUCGCAGGUCCAACCCCAGCCUGUCCAAGCUGUUCGAGUCGACCACCACCAUCUCCACCUCCCGUCCCAGCUCUGGCACCGCCACGCCUACGGGCACCGCCGCUCCAGCCUCUGUCUUCUCUCCCGGCUCGCGCCUCAGUGGCAUCGGGACUCCCAGUAGCCUGCCCCCCGGCGUCUCGGACCAGUACCGCACCCUGAUCCAGCAGGCCUUUGUGCCAUCCGUCGCUGUCCUGGCCGAUGCUGAGACCGAGGAGCUCAUCCGCGGCAAGGGGCUCGAGGGGGGAUUGUUGCAGUUGCUGCGGCCCUUUGGCGAAUCUGUGCCCGGCAAGGUCACCAUCAGGGACAGCAACGGGGCCAGCAAGAGCUGGGAGGACUUUGGCGUGCGCUUCAUGGGCGUGGAUGAUGCCUAUGCUGAUGUGCGCAUGGAUGCGGGUAGUCAGAGGAACUCCACGAGCUCCAUAAAACGACCGCGAUGGACAGGCGGCGAUGUGGCUCAGAUUGAAGAGUUGGUCGACCGCCACCUGCAACACUCCGAGUUCAAUCGCCAGGCCCCGGAGUCAGACUAUAUGAACAUGGGCGAGCCCUCUGUGCAGACUGAUAGCACGUCUUCUCCUUUCCACACCCUCUACCUGCGCAGGCUGCUGUCAGGUCUACCCAUAGUACCCCAUGAGACCUUUUCACAUCCUGUGGCGGGCAUAAUAGCCAUCAGCUCACGAAAUCCACAUCCUAUAGAAGAGCUACGACGUCUAUACAACAGACAGCAUGAUGGAGACCUGCGCUUUCCCCAGUGGGUAGAAAAUGACUUCCUUCGCUACUAUGUCCUGAUACAUGACGAGGAGACGGGGGAUAUUGUCAAGUCGAACCAAACAUUCGACUCGAUGAAGAGACAUUUUGGUCUGCAUUGCCACCUGCUGCGGCUGAAAAGCCAGCAAUGUAUACCGUCAGAUGAUGACAGUGUACGAUUGCCAACUUGCGAAUGGAUGUCAGCAUCAGAGGAGCUGGCAGAGAUCCAGAGGCGUGAAACCGCAGACGACAUCACCGACCCAACCCCCUACUUCCCCGAGUCAGACAUUAGCAGCCUCCGCACCUUUAUCCGCGAACUCGUCACUCAAUCCAUCAUCCCCAACAUGGAGCGCAGCGUCGCGACCUGGAACGAGCAAAUCCUCUCUCGCCGCCGCGGUCUCUCCGGCCGCUUCAUGUCCCUUUCCAAACGCUGGGCCCCCUUUGGCAGCUCGCGAAACAGCUCAGCGUCCUCGACCGCAUCCUCCAACUCAAACUACGACAGCCUGCAGGGCUUCUACCGCCCAGACGCCCCAGAAGCCAUUAUGCGCCGCCUCGCCGACUACUGCUUCAUGCUGCGCGACUGGAAACUCGCACUCAGCACCUACGACAUCCUCCGCACCGACUUCCAAAACGACAAGGCAUGGCGGCACUACGCAGGCGCCGCCGAAAUGGCCGCCCUAUCCGCCCUCAUGGCACCCACACCCCUCUCCCCCAAGGCGCGCGCAGAAAACAUCGACUCGUGGAUCGAGGCCGCCUCGUACUCGUACACGGACCGCCAACGCAGCGCAGCCCCCUACUACGCCCUCCGCACCCUCACCCUCGGCUUCGAACUCCUGCGUCUCCGUGGACCCGGGGCCGCAGACGACGCCGCCCGCUGGGCCACGCGCAUCCUCGAAACUGGCCUCGUGGGACCCGUCGGCCACGCACUCAUCACCGAACGCAUAUCCGCCUGCUACGCCAUCCGAACCGGCCUCGGCUCCGGCCCGCAUAAACUCGGUAGCCGUCGUCGCAAAGCUGCGCUCUGGGCCAUGCUCGCUGCACAUGAUUGGACUCUGCGCGGUAACUCCUUGCAGGCGGAGAAGGCGCUCGACACCGCCCUCGGCCUGUACAAUGUCCACUCCGAGACGCGCGAGGGCGAGGUGCGCAGACUGCCGUUUGCAGAUAUGCAGCGCUUUGUGGAUGGGUUGCGGCAGCAGAUUUUGGGGCUGAGGAUGGCGAAUCAGGGGUUUAGUGAGGGGGGAAGGGAGGGGGAGGAGGAGGGCAGGGGGGAAGGGCAUGCUGGGGAUGCACAGAUGGGGCUGGAGGUCGACGAGGCCAUGGAGACGUUGGAUAGUAGUCCGAGGAUGAAUAGGAAGAGCUUGAUAGGGGCUGCUGCGCCUGUGCUGCGAGACGAUGGGUCCUCGAGUCCGACACUGGAGAGGCGCAAGGACGAGUUGGAUUCGAGGAACGAAGAAGGGUUUGAAUGA